AUGCCGAAUCGAACUCAAAAAGGAAUAAGCCAACAAUUAUCGUAUUGUCUACGUAAAUCGAAAUUGGCAGUGGGCCAUUCAAAUAUUGUUAUAAGAGAAUUCAAACUAUCUUUACUGAAGACAAUACGAGAAAAUCUGUGUUUGGAAUGGAAUUUGAAAGUAGAAAAUUCAUUUCAUGGGUGA
Messenger RNA from Clunio marinus, 183 nucleotides. NCBI's taxonomy places the organism in Eukaryota, Metazoa, Arthropoda, Insecta, Diptera, Chironomidae. The record is from the annotation of a GenBank genome assembly.